Molecule: messenger RNA, 3421 nt
Organism: Cercocebus atys (sooty mangabey)
Lineage: Eukaryota; Metazoa; Chordata; Mammalia; Primates; Cercopithecidae
Product: KN motif and ankyrin repeat domain-containing protein 2
Exons: 10
Coding region: 471-2756 (761 amino acids)
Biological process (GO): negative regulation of vitamin D receptor signaling pathway; negative regulation of transcription by RNA polymerase II; negative regulation of cell population proliferation
Cellular component (GO): cytoplasm
Molecular function (GO): protein binding
Source: RefSeq, a predicted model, not a curated record
GCGCGCGAGGACGCUCGGGCGGCGGGACGCAGGGAAGGCAGCGGUCGGAGCGCGCAAGGGGCGAGUCUCCAGGCAAAUGGAAAACCAAAUUUCCUGCAAUUGGUGACCAUGUGUUCCAGGUGUUGAAAGACAGAGAAGCGAAGACAGAAACGUGGAAAGACAGAGAGAAAGACACGGAGAGAGACGUAGAAGGACAGAGACGUGGAGAGAGACACAGAGAGACAGAGACGCGGAGAGAGACACAGAGAGACAGAGACGUGGAGAGACACAGAGAGACUUGGAGAGAGACAAAGCAAGACAGGACAGGAGAACAAGGACAAGCUCAGGUGCCCCGGAGCCCCAGCCCUGCCUUCAUGCCCAGCAGGUGCCCUACCUGGCCCAUCCUCCCAAGGUAAGCCUCAGUCAGUGCUGCAGGCAGUCUGACUCGCAGUCCCUGAAGUGACUUCCAAGGAGCAUCUGUAGACAAGAAGAUGGCCCAGGUCCUGCACGUGCCUGCCCCCUUCCCAGGGACCCCUGGCCCGGCCUCCCCGCCUGCCUUCCCUGCCAAGGACCCCGACCCACCCUACUCUGUGGAGACCCCCUAUGGCUAUCGCCUGGACCUGGACUUCCUCAAGUACGUGGACGACAUCGAGAAGGGCCACACGCUGCGACGCGUGGCGGUGCAGCGCCGCCCCCGCCUGAGCUCGCUGCCCCGUGGCCCUGGCUCCUGGUGGACGUCCACUGAGUCGCUGUGCUCCAAUGCCAGUGGGGACAGCCGCCACUCAGCCUAUUCCUACUGCGGCCGUGGCUUCUAUCCUCAGUAUGGUGCUCUGGAGACCCGCGGUGGCUUCAAUCCGCGGGUGGAACGCACACUGCUGGACGCCCGUCGCCGUCUCGAGGACCAGGCGGCCACACCCGCCGGCCUGGGCUCCCUGACCCCCAGUGCGGCCGGCUCGACGGCCUCCCUGGUGGGUGUGGGGUUGCCACCCCCGACGCCACGGAGUUCGGGACUGUCCACGCCGGUGCCUCCCAGUGCCGGGCACCUGGCCCACGUGCGAGAGCAGAUGGCGGGUGCCCUGCGGAAGCUACGGCAGCUGGAGGAGCAGGUGAAGCUGAUCCCCGUGCUCCAGGUGAAGCUCUCAGUGCUCCAGGAGGAAAAGCGGCAGCUCACAGUGCAACUUAAGAGCCAGAAGUUCCUGGGCCACCCCACAGCGGGCCGGGGCCGCAGCGAGCUCUGCCUGGACCUCCCCGAUCCCCCAGAGGACCCAGUGGCACUUGAGACCCGGAGUGUGGGCACCUGGGUCCGAGAACGGGACUUGGGCAUGCCUGAUGGGGAGGCUGCUCUCACUGCCAAGGUCGCUGUGCUGGAGACCCAGCUCAAGAAGGCACUGCAGGAGCUGCAGGCAGCUCAGGCCCGGCAGGCCGACCCCCAGCCCCAGGCCUGGCCACCGCCAGACAGCCCGGUUCGCGUGGAUACCGUCCGGGUGGUAGAAGGGCCACGGGAGGUGGAGGUGGUGGCCAGCACAGCCGCUGGCACCCCUGCACAGCGGGCCCAGAGCCUGGAGCCUUAUGGGGCAGGGCUGAGGGCCCUGGCAAUGCCUGGUGGGCCUGAGAGCCCACCUGUGUUCCGCAGCCAGGAGGUGGUGGAGACGAUGUGCCCAGUGCCUGCUGCGGCUACCAGCAACGUCCAUAUGGUGAAGAAGAUUAGCAUCACAGAGCGCAGCUGUGAUGGAACGGCAGAUACCCCAUUUCCUGUCCCUCCAGGCCUCCCACAAGUUACUGCCGAAUCGUCCUCGUCACCUCCGGGGUCCAAAGUAGCCUUCCUUACACAGCCUGAGAAGACCACAGGCCGAGAGCCUGCCCGGGACACCACCCACAGGGAGCCCACUGGGCAAGCAGCCUCCCGAGAGACCGAGGAGGCCGGGGGCGCCGGCGGGCCCCCAGCAGGCGUGCGAUCUAUCAUGAAACGGAAAGAGGAGGUUGCAGACCCCACGGCCCACCGGAGGAGCCUCCAGUUUGUGGGGGUCAACGGCGGGUAUGAGUCAUCAUCGGAGGACUCCAGCACGGCAGAGAACAUCUCAGACAACGACAGCACAGAGAACGAGGCCCCAGAGCCAAGGGAGAGGGUUCCGAGUGUGGCUGAAGCCCCCCAGCUCAGGCCUGCUGGGACGGCCGUGGCCAAGACUAGCCGGCAGGAAUGCCAGCUAUCUCGAGAAUCUCAGCACAUACCCACUGCUGAGGGGGCAUCAGGAUCAAACACGGAGGAGGAGAUCAGGAUGGAGCUAAGCCCUGACCUCAUCUCAGCCUGCUUGGCCCUGGAAAAGUACCUGGACAAUCCCAACGCCCUCACGGAGCGGGAGCUGAAAGUGGCCUACACCACAGUGCUGCAGGAGUGGCUGCGCCUGGCCUGCCGCAGCGACGCACACGCCGAGCUGGUGCGGCGGCACCUGGUCACGUUCCGGGCCAUGUCUGCGCGGCUGCUGGACUACGUGGUCAACAUCGCCGACAGCAACGGCAACACGGCGCUGCACUACUCCGUGUCUCAUGCCAACUUCCCCGUGGUGCAGCAGCUGCUCGACAGCGGUGUCUGCAAGGUGGACAAACAGAACCGUGCUGGCUACAGCCCUAUUAUGCUCACCGCUCUGGCCACCCUGAAGACCCAGGACGACAUCGAGACUGUCCUUCAGCUCUUCCGGCUCGGUGACGUCAAUGCCAAAGCCAGCCAGGUAUGGGACCCCCUGCUGCUGCAGAACCAGGCUGUUCUUCCUACUUUAUGACAUCCUGGCUGAGUGACAGGCCCAAACCCAGGUGGUCUAGCUCCAGAGCCCUGCUCUUCAUGGCCAGGCUGUCUCUGACACAGGACCUUCUUGUGGAAACUGGAAGGAGUGGAGGAUAUGGGGGUCCUUCCCUUUCUUAAUAUGACCCCGUCCCACAUCCUGCUGGACAGUUCAUUGAGCAGCAGCUGGGUUCCCUGGGCUGGACACUGGGGAUUCAAACAGUGAACAAGCAGGCAUGGUCUCCUGAAGCUCACUAACUAGCCCGUGCUUCAAGCCAUAAGCAUUUCAGGGAGCACCGGGAGUUGAGCCAGUUUGGACUCAGGGCUGCAGGAAACCACCAGGGGAGUUUACGCAGAAGUGGCGUGGCCUGAUUCCUGGUCUGAGCGCACUCUUUGGCUGUGUGUUGGGAAGCAGAAACAGGUACUGUGCAGGUGACUGGGGCUUACGGACAGGUGUGUGGGCAAAAGAGCAGGGAAGCCAGGACCCACUGGGGACAGUGAGGAGGAGAGGGAUUGCCAACAGCCUGAAGAUAGCAAAGGAACAAAACAGGGAGCUGUGACAGGCCAUAACAGGCAUAACCCUGCUUUAUCUUUAUUGAUUUAAUUUUGUUUUAAUUUCCAAGAGAUUUUUUUAGUGGCUUCAUUUUCAAAAAAUUAAGGCCUGGC